GAAACAGGAACCCACGGGGGGCGGCUUGUAACCCAGAAAUCACGGCUGUAUUCCCGCACGGAGAAGAGCAGAGGGACCGAAAAUCAUCCAGGACACUAACGUGAGGUUUCGUCGCUUUGGAGUCCGGAGGUUUGGUGCUCCGACUGCCGGAGGGAGACGUUAAACUCACGGGGUCCGGAGCGAGACGGGUAGAAGAAGAAGAAGACAGAUGGAGACCCCAGCGUGAACAUCUUCUCUCAGUUAAACUCGUCUUUGGGUCGUCAGCCAUGUCGCUGCUGAACUUAUCGGCCAACCGGCGCCUCGCCGUCGGCCUGCUGGUCAACCUGCUGUCCUCCAUCUGCAUCGUCUUCAUCAACAAGUGGAUCUACGUCCGCUACGGCUUCCCCAACAUGACGCUGACCCUCGUUCACUUCGUGGUCACCUGGCUGGGCCUCUACAUCUGCCAGAAAUUUGACAUCUUCUCUCCCAAAAGCCUCCCGCUUCGCCGGAUCGCGUGGCUGGCGCUGAGCUUCUGUGGGUUCGUGGCCUUCACCAACCUCUCGCUACAGAACAACUCCAUCGGGACGUACCAGCUGGCUAAAUCCAUGACCACGCCCGUCAUCAUCCUCAUCCAGACCACCUACUACAAGAAGACCUUCUCCACCAAGAUUAAGCUCACACUGGUGCCCAUCACGUUAGGGGUGAUACUGAACUCGUACUUCGACGUGAGGUUCAACCUGCUGGGGACGGUGUUUGCGUCGCUGGGUGUUCUGGUGACGUCGCUUUACCAAGUGUGGGUGGGAGCUAAACAACAUGAGCUCCAGGUGAACUCUAUGCAGCUUCUGUACUAUCAGGCUCCUCUGUCGUCGGGAUUCCUGCUCUGCGUUGUUCCUCUGUUUGAGCCACUGACUGGAGACAAAGGAAUAUUUGGACCCUGGUCUCUUCCUGCUCUGGUGACGGUGCUGUUCUCGGGUGUGGUGGCGUUCCUGGUCAACCUGUCCAUCUACUGGAUCAUUGGAAACACCUCGGCUGUCACCUACAACAUGUUUGGUCAUUUCAAAUUCUGCAUCACUCUGAUUGGAGGAUACCUGCUCUUCCACGACCCGCUGUCCCUCAACCAGGCACUGGGGAUCCUCUGCACUCUGGCCGGUAUCCUGUCGUACACACACUUCAAGCUGGCCGAACAGGAGGAGGGGAAGAGCCGCCUGGCUCAAAGGCCAUAGGCUUGACUCACCUGUCAAGCGACUGCACAGACUCCUGCCAUUGGCCGCCGGCUGCAGAGACAACUUUAUAUGUAUUUUCUAUCUUAUUAGGAGUAUUUUUUUAAGGAUCAUCGCGGCCUCCCGACAUUUCAACACAUCUUCCGCUCGUCCUGCGGUUCUUUGCUCAACAACACUGAAGCAGAUGAAAGAACACACAACUUCUUUGGGAUGCAGGAGCUCAAAUUCAGCUUCAUUUUCUGUCUGUGGCGAGCUGUUGACGGGUCGACUGACCGUGGAGACAUUCGGUGUCCAAUCCAAAGGAGGCGACAGGUUUAUGUCAUCGUUAAGUUAAAGCACAGACUCCAUUAAUGCACCAAACCUUCAUCUGCUGCUGGAAGCAGGCGCUGAAAACAAUAUAAUAAUUAGUGAAAUAGUUAUUUUAGUCCAGUAGAAAAGAGUGGCAGCUCCACACAAAACAAAAUGUUUCAUCAUCUCUCACUCAGACCCACUAAAGUGUAUCUGUCUGAGCAUUAUGGACACACUGUGUUCCUUGAUGGCCACGUGCAGAAUGGAAAUACAGGAGUUGUGUCUGAAUCUGUGAGUUUAAACACUUAAACCAAUCAAACAGUGUUUAAGUGUUUUAAUACACACUUUUUGAGCCGAAGUACAAAUCACACUUCCAAUCAAAAGCUAACGACUUAAAGGUGACGUGAUGAGUGUGUCUGUAGCAGCGCUGCUUGUUUUUGUUUUAUUCAUUGUUUUUCAUUCGAUUAAGAGUUAUUGAAGACACAAAUAAAAGCCCCACGAGCCACAAAGAUUGUUGAUUUCACAGAGUUUAAUUAAAAAACAUCGACUUCUGUCUCUUAAGUGUUAAUGAAAAUAAAUGGAUUAACAAUGGGAAUUUAUUUUGAUACUUCUAAUGUAAAUAAGAAGUCGGAGUGCAUUAAAAAGCAUCAAAUUAGACAAAGAGAGCUUGUUUAGAACUUCAAAGAAAGAUGAUUUAUGGGCCUUUUGAUGUUUAUUCAUUUUAUCUGAUAUUAAUGUUCUCUUUAUUAUCUGGCCUCCUGUCAUGUUACUGUAAACAAGUCCUCUUCAUACUCUGACAGAGGUUAUAUAUAUAAAAAUAACUGUAUGCUAAUAAACUACCAGAGCUUCCUCUGUUACGG
This is a messenger RNA of Anarrhichthys ocellatus (wolf-eel), 2347 nucleotides long. RefSeq names its product solute carrier family 35 member E3 (gene slc35e3). The transcript has 8 exons. Bases 267 to 1202 code for a protein of 311 amino acids. The record is from RefSeq and is a predicted model, not a curated record. Lineage: Eukaryota; Metazoa; Chordata; Actinopteri; Perciformes; Anarhichadidae.